AUGUUUGAAAAAAUUAGUAGCAACAUGAAUAGUUUUAUAGUUAACCAGCGGUACAUACUAGUGUAUCCCAGCUUAGUUUUUGGUGGAGCCGUCAUGAGGCUUUUAGCUGGAAGUGAAAGGCUUGAGAGUGUCAGGAAAAGUUGGUAUUUAUUAACUGAGGGAAAUAUGGUGAACUAUUUAUUUGUAAUUAAUGGAAAUAACGUUUGGUUGGUGCUAUAUAUAUUGAUGGCAGGCGUUCAGUGUUACAUUAGAACCAAAGAAUCUGACUCUUUGCCACUUGGUGGUUCGGUUCCAGGGUCUAGUUCAAGAGAACGGUACACAAUAUUCUUAUGUUUGGUCAAGCAGUUUAUUGUGAAGUUAGCAUUGAAGAUGGUUCUUCUCGAUAGAAUUUUUUGGUUGAUUGACCAUGUAUUUAUAUGGACUGGGGGAAGGUGUACUGUGAGCGACACGAAAAGUUCUAUGGAAUGCUACAGAUUACAUGGGAAAUGGGUAGGGGGGUUUGAUAUUAGUGGUCAUUUUUGCUUUGUGACAAAUCUUAGUUUGAUACUAUGGUGUGAAUUAUUUAGUUUGGAGCAAUAUUUGAGUGCUAACGAAAUACGUCUGAGGAAACGCCUUAUCUGGAUUAAAUAUAUGAUUUUGCUCGCUCUAGUGACAUGGAUAUUUAUUUUGUGGGUAACAGCGUUAUUUUAUCACACACUUCUAGAAAAGGUGCUAGGUUUGAUAUUAGGGUAUGUGUGUCCUGUUGUGAUGUAUGCGAUAAUUCCUUAUUAUCCGAAGUUACAAAGGAUCUUAUACUGA
Molecule: messenger RNA, 798 nt
Organism: Eremothecium cymbalariae DBVPG#7215
Lineage: Eukaryota; Fungi; Ascomycota; Saccharomycetes; Saccharomycetales; Saccharomycetaceae
Gene: YFT2
Product: Yft2p
Exons: 1
Coding region: 1-798 (265 amino acids)
Biological process (GO): lipid droplet organization; phospholipid biosynthetic process; lipid storage
Cellular component (GO): endoplasmic reticulum membrane
Source: RefSeq, a predicted model, not a curated record